Neohortaea acidophila is the source of this 1690-nucleotide messenger RNA. RefSeq lists its product as uncharacterized. Gene Ontology annotation, molecular function: transcription corepressor activity. Gene Ontology annotation, biological process: negative regulation of transcription by RNA polymerase II; chromatin remodeling; DNA repair. The coding region runs from base 291 to 1637 and encodes 448 amino acids. The record is from RefSeq and is a predicted model, not a curated record. Lineage: Eukaryota; Fungi; Ascomycota; Dothideomycetes; Mycosphaerellales; Teratosphaeriaceae. The transcript has 3 exons. Gene Ontology annotation, cellular component: NuA4 histone acetyltransferase complex; Swr1 complex.
GGCCGUCGACUACGCCAACCCUGAUUGCGUGGACCCCUUUUGCACGCAUCCACCUCACGCGCUCAACUUCAAAGCUCCCAUCCUCCCACCUCCAGGCUCCAUCAUUACACCCGGUCUCGAGGCUGUUCCUCCGCCUUCACCUAUUCCUGAGCCACAUCAGAAACCUCAUCCCACCCCGCCACACGGCCUACUGACGCCUACUCCCGCCCCACGCACGGCAUCCAUUCGCUCGCAUCAAAGCACCAUCAUCAACAUCUCAGGCUCCCCGCAAGAUAUUGUCGACUUUUUCGAUGGCAUCGGGCUCCGAUAUUCGGUCCAUCAUGGACCUGGACCCCGCUCCGUCGCCCGCAGCCAAUGGGGGAGCACUACCCACCGCGGCCUCAGCAGCACGCCCUUCGACCUUGCGAGAAGUCCGCAAGCCCAAACCUACCCGUUGGAAGAAGUCGGCUAUCAUGAGUCGAACGAGGCCACGCUGGGUAUCUCAGGCUUUCCCAGCAAAUCCCGACCGAUCCGACGACCUUCAGUUACAAAGGUGGGCACGCGCCGCUACAGCGGCCUCAGCCCCCUCCGAUACUCCGCCGUCUUCUAGAUUCGCUCGCUACAACGUGCAAGUCGAAGCACCCACCUACGAUGACGAGACGUACGAGAAGCACCUCACCCACUCGGAGUGGACAAAAGAGGAGACUGACUACCUCGUUGACGUGUACCGGGAAUGCAACGGCAAAUGGCCGGUCAUUGUCGACCAUUAUUCCUACUCCGACGCCUCCACUCGCUCCAUGGAGGACCUCAAGGCUCGUUUCUACAGCAUCUCCGCUUCUGUGUUGCAGCAAAACACUCCCAUCACCUCGAUGACGGCUCCGGAGUACAGCCUGUUUGAGAUGCUGCAAAACUUCAAUCCUCAGCAAGAAGCGGCGCGCAAGGAGCUGGCGGAGAAGCACCUCAACCGACGGCAAGACGAGGUGGACGAAGAGAGCGCGUUGCUUGCCGAAUUGCAGCGCAUCAUGAUGAGCCAAGCUGCGGUUGAUACUGAGCGGGAGGAACUGCGACGACGCCUGGACUACCCCCACGCUAACAACGGCUAUCAGUACACAACUUCUCAAGCACUCACCGGCUUGUGGCAGCAAAUGCUCACGGCCGAUCGGAUGAGGAAGAAUCAGCGAUUGCGACCUACGGGGAACCCGACGUACGACGGCUUCGGUGCUACACCCACAAAUGCCCGUCCCCGCGAUUCCAACGCCGGUCUGUCAGAGGCCGGGGGAAACAGCCAAGCGCGACGUCCAACGCGCGACUCUCUCCUCCCGGCCACGCCGCAAAGCACACUGCCCGUCGACCUGUCUGCCGCCGACAUGCUUCGCUUCGGCGUAGUUGCCAACCAGGACAAACUUCCCAGCGGCGUGACAUUUGUCAGUGAUCGCCUGGCCAAACCGCGCAUUGCCAAGUCCACCAUUCAGACGGAGAAGAUUGCAGCCAUUCUGCAGCACGCCGGCGUGCCGGAAUUGAUCCCCAUUGCGACGGCGAAGGUGCUGUCCAUGUUUGAGACGGUGAUGAUGAAGGUGAAUGGGAUCCUGGAUCUGAGGAAGUUGAAGGAGAAGGAUGAGCAGGAGAUGCGGGUGAGGGAUGCGGAGGCGGGGCAGUGAGGUUGGGUGUGUUUUGCGUAUUACCUACGAUUCGUAUAGCGAGGCGUUGGCUU